Micropterus salmoides (largemouth bass) is the source of this 1409-nucleotide messenger RNA. RefSeq names its product centrosomal protein of 55 kDa-like. The record is from RefSeq and is a predicted model, not a curated record. The transcript has 10 exons. NCBI's taxonomy places the organism in Eukaryota, Metazoa, Chordata, Actinopteri, Centrarchiformes, Centrarchidae. Gene Ontology annotation, biological process: mitotic cytokinesis; regulation of phosphatidylinositol 3-kinase/protein kinase B signal transduction. The coding region runs from base 100 to 1305 and encodes 401 amino acids.
CGCAAGGCGGGGUACAUCCUGGACAGGUCGCCAGUCCAUCGCAGGGCCACACAGUAACAUUCCUUCUGUCAAGUUACCCUCCCUCCCCAGAAGAUUGAGAUGGUGUCCCUCAAAUAUAAGGGUUUCCUGAGGACAAAGCUCAAAUCAGAGCUUGAGAUAGUUGUCAGCAGUCUGAAGAAGGAGAAUGCCUAUCUGAAGAAGACACUGGUUGAGUUGUCUCGUCAACAUUCAGAACAUUAUAAGCUUGUGGAGAGAUUCCUCUCUCAUCAAACUGUCAGGCUUGAGAGCUGUCAGCAGGUGACCAAAGACGAGAAGAGAGCUUUGCCGUCAGAGCAGCUGAGUGAGAAAGACGGGGCGCUGAUGCACGUAGACUCUGCUUCAGACCAAUCAGCUGCAACCAACAACGAAAUAGAGCUCCAAAAUCAGCUCAGUGAUGCCUUGGAGAAGAACAAGCAGUGGCUGGAAUAUGACCAGCAGAGAGAGGCCUAUGUGAGGGCAAUUAUGGCCAGAAUGUUAUGGCUGGAGAAGCAGCUGAACGAAGCCAGUCAGGCCCGCUCACAGCAGCACAAUGAGGACCAUUCAGAUGAGAAGGAGCAAUUAAAGCGGAUUCAGGAGCACUAUGAAAGACUCUUACAGAAAGCCAAAGACGAGCUGGAGGUGCUCAGGGAGCAGGUCGAUGUGACCCAGCAGAACCUGAUAAUAACCCAAAAGUGUUUAUUGUUUAGGUGCGACGAAAGGGAGAGUGAGGUGGAGGAGCUCAAGCAGCAGCUGCAGACCGAAAAAAUGAGCAGAAAAAGUGCACCGGAAGAUCAUCGUUACUCUGAGGAUGAAGAGCAAUGGCUGAGGGAUGAGACCAAAGACCUCCAGUGCAGACUGGAUGAGGAGAAGCGCAGGUCGGCAAACUUUGAGCUGCAGUCCAGUGUCUUUCAGAAGUUUAUGUUAAAUCGUCACCAUGCAGACCAGAAAAAGAUUGCAGAUCUUGAGCGACAGAUCAAGAUUUCUUCACACGACCUUGAGGAUGAGAGGCAGGAUUGUUCAUAUUUAAAGAAGCAAAUGGUCAGAGUUCUGAAGAUGCUGCAAAAAACUAAAGACCACACGACAAAACAGUCAAAGAGAGACCAGCGGGAUCAAAGCACAGGUGAAGCGGCACACCCACCCUACCUGCCCUCCAGAGAUAGCUUUACAUACUCCCCUCACAGCAGCUUGGUAAAUGAAAGCUUCCUGGAGUGUCCCAGCUGCCGGGCCGAGUAUCCUGCCAGUCACUACCGAGAACUGAUGAACCACCUAGAAAUCUGUCUAGACUGAGCUGAACUGAGAACUUCUUCACUUCUGGAUCUUCUGUAAUAUAGAUUGGGUUUUACCUGUGUAACCAGUCGUACAAGUUAUUUUAAUAAACAGUGUUGAGUUGC